Messenger RNA from Coprinopsis cinerea okayama7#130, 1236 nucleotides. RefSeq lists its product as hypothetical. The coding region runs from base 1 to 1236 and encodes 411 amino acids. NCBI's taxonomy places the organism in Eukaryota, Fungi, Basidiomycota, Agaricomycetes, Agaricales, Psathyrellaceae. The record is from RefSeq and is a predicted model, not a curated record. The transcript is spliced from 4 exons.
AUGGCCAGAAACGAUACGCCCCACAUUCCUACCGCCUUCAACACCUAUUUCUCGAGACAAAUCCACCCAAGUCGCAGCAUGGACACCGAGCUCAUUCGGACAUGGCAGCUCAUCAGCGAGCUCAGCGAGCAGCUGACGUACAACCAGAAGAUGGCACAUAGUCUGCAGUCACAGGCUGGUUUGCUCAAGGAGGAGGCCCACCACACAAGUCAGGGAUUUACGUUGCGGAGAUACAACACGGACAUUUCCAAAGAGGUCUUUGAGUCUGAACUGGAACGCACGAAUGCCCAAAUUAUCAUCGAAAACCAGACGUUACAGCAUGAAAACAAGCAGCUGAGCAUGCUCUUGAAGGAAUAUGAAACGACGCUGGAGACUAUCAUGAACAAAUUCAGGACACACGCACUUGCAGCUCAGCAACACGAAUUGACCCUAACGCGCCACUAUGAAAGCCUACUCCUCGCUCGGGACUCUCAUUCACUUUCCACAGACUUGACUUCGUCGACGAGCAUAAUGCAAUCCUUGCAGAGGUUAGCGCACCAUCUCCGCGCGCUCCUCCGAACGAUGGCAGGAGAGGACCCAGAAGAAGCAGACUUUCACAUGAUGGAUCCAGACUACGACGGCUCAGGGAUUGACUUGAAGGAGCUGGAGUCCCUUAUCGACGCGCUUGACGAGAGAGGUGCGCCCGGAUACGCAGGCAUCGAGGGGAGGCAAGAUUGGGCACUGGAGCGGGAAGCUGAAAUCGCACGACUCGAACAGGAGAACGAGGAACUGCGACGAUUACUAGAAAUCGACCAGAAGACCAUGGAGGAGAAGGGCAUCACACUGGAUUUGGAGCGAUUCGAGAGCGGGAGGACCAUCCUCUCUAGGCGGCCACCACCUGAAGACUUCCACCAACGACCACAGUACUGGGAGUCACCAAACCCUCAGCAGCAGUUACAGCAUUUACAGCAGCAGCAGCAACAAGGCGGCCAACUCCAGAGGCCGCUUGAUUUGCAACAGCAGGGGAUGCGCGCCGGUGGGCCCCAAGCUCGCAGGCCAGGAAUCUUCGGAGGUGGUCAGCAACCUCCGCCGCGACCACCUUUUAAUGGGGCGGGCAGGGGCGUGUCUAUGGCUCUUGGCCCACCACCCAACAAUGCAGCGCCUAUGUGGUCAAACCAGUUGUCCUCUCCAGCACCUCCUCUCGUCGAACGCUCAUGGCAGCCGCCGACAGGUUCCAAUUUCGAGAUGGCUCGCUAG